This is a messenger RNA of Suillus clintonianus, 468 nucleotides long. RefSeq lists its product as uncharacterized. The transcript has a single exon. The annotation marks the transcript as partial. The record is from RefSeq and is a predicted model, not a curated record. Lineage: Eukaryota; Fungi; Basidiomycota; Agaricomycetes; Boletales; Suillaceae.
UUCCUUCAAAAGGCCUACAAAACGUGUCAGACAAAGAAGUAUGAAGAAGAUAAAUAUUUCAUACGUGCUUGCGAAAUCGGCCAAGCGCUAUCCUCAGGGCUCCGGAGACAGGUUGCAUUCCUAGUGAACGUCAACAACAACCAUUGGGUUGCCAUUAUUCUAGAUUUCGAACACGACCUCAUCUUACUUGGAAACUCGCUAGAUCAGAACAAGCACUGUGACAUUGUGAAGGACAUUCUAGAGUGGUGGACCAAGCAUCAUUCAGGACGUCAGUUCAUGGUGCAGCCACUUGCCAUCACUUGCCAGCAAGAUAUAUUUUCGUGUGGCUUGCUGUCCUUCAAUGCAUUGGCCCAUCACCUCCUCCCCAACUCAUAUCCACUCAUAGAUGCUGUGCACGUUGCCAAUGGUCGACUUGAGAUAAUGUUAGAAGUCAUCAAACAACACCUUGAUCAGGUAUGUACACAUUUA